This is a messenger RNA of Humulus lupulus (European hop), 534 nucleotides long. RefSeq lists its product as uncharacterized. The transcript has a single exon. Bases 1 to 534 code for a protein of 177 amino acids. NCBI's taxonomy places the organism in Eukaryota, Viridiplantae, Streptophyta, Magnoliopsida, Rosales, Cannabaceae. The record is from RefSeq and is a predicted model, not a curated record.
AUGUCCAAUACUGAUCCUGAAGUAAAUGUUGCAGCAAUUCCUCCGCAAAAUGCAUCAGAGAAGCCAAUGAGCAAGCCACCUCCACCAUUUCCUCAGCGAUUUCAAAAGCAGCAGGAAGAGAGACAAUUUCGAGGAUUUUUGGAUGUUUCGAAGCAACUCCACAUCAACAUACCUAUGGUGGAAGCUUUGGAAGAAAUGCCUAACUAUGUGAAGUUCUUGAAGGAUAUUUUGACAAAGAAGAGGAGGAUUGGAGAAUUUGAAAUGGUUGCUUUGACUGAGGGUUGUAGUGCUAUUUUGAAGAAUAAAAUUCCUCCAAAGUUAAAGGAUCCGGGCAGUUUCAAAAUUCCAAUUUCUAUUGGGGGGCGAGAAGUUGGUAAAGCUCUUUGUGAUUUGGGAGCUAGUAUUAAUUCGAUGCCCAUGUCCAUUUGUAAGAACUUGGUAAUUGGAGAAAUAAGGCCAACUACACUCACCUUGCAAUUAGCUGACCGUUCUAUGGUGCAUCCAGAGGGAAAGAUUGAAGACGUCCUAGUAUAA